UUUAACAGAGCAGAAGGUACAAGAGACGGUCGAGAGCAAAACUGAACAGGACUCAACCCUGUAGGACAGCAAUGUGGUACCUGGCAAUACUCGUAGCUUUUGGUGCCUCCACCGUAAAUGGUCAAUUUUUUUUAUUGGACUGCAUCCCCAACCUCGUUUCAAAUAACUUACUAGGAGGACUCACGAGCUUUAGUUUUGCAUUAGAAAACACCAUCUGCUGUAUUCGUCAGGACAAUAGAAUUCUACUGACAGACACUGUAGUGUUGAUAGUGGGCUCAAAUCAAGUACUACUGAACCUUAAUCCCACAACUAUCGAUAUAAAUUUUCUGCCACCGUUCUCUAACUUCUCUAACACUGGGUUGUUUGUCGCUAUAAAUGGAUCCAUUAUCGAUCUUUGUCCUUUGAAUAUAAAUCUACCAGAUACAAUACUUAUUGGAAUUAAUCCAAAAUGCCUGAUAAAUACAAACCUAGUAGUUUGCAAUGGACCUCUAUUACUAGACAGAUUGUACAGUGUUAUAAUAUUAGUUUAUCGAAACGGCACACUUAUAGCGAUAACUAGACCAUCACCGGAAAUCGUCCUCAGGAAACCUAAAGAUUAUCGUUCCAUUGACACUACAAUUAACAAGCACAGUGCCAGCAUGAUUGUCAUUACUACUGUCCUGCCCAUUCUCCUAGCAUUGUUCCUGGUCAUCUUUACUACUAUUCUACUCAUGAAAUGUUGCUGUUGCAGUGUUUUCACACCAACAAAAUGUCAGCAGGAGCAAUAAGAAUGAAUAUUCAGAAACAGACAGUAUUCGGCAUCUGUUACUUUUGUCUGUUAGCUAUAUGUACCUGAUUUUUUUGAAAGAUGGGUAAAGCAGAAUUCACUCACUUGCUUGAAAACAAUAUACAUUUUAGAAAAUUGCUUAA
Molecule: messenger RNA, 909 nt
Organism: Bufo bufo (common toad)
Lineage: Eukaryota; Metazoa; Chordata; Amphibia; Anura; Bufonidae
Exons: 6
Coding region: 72-767 (231 amino acids)
Source: RefSeq, a predicted model, not a curated record